AACUCACCGUCCCCGUCGCCGUUUCCUCUGUCGCGUCCACCCUCGACGACGACAUUCAUCAAGGCCUCUUAUUCACUGGUCACAGUCUAGCGUGCGUGCCCUCGGCAGACCGUCAACAUGUCCUGGCUCGGUACAUCCAAGAAGUCGAAAGAUGCCAAAGAUAACGGGGCUCAGUCCCGGUCCGUGACUCCCAUGCCCUCGUCUCGCCCGACCACGCCCAAACCGCCCAACGGAAAUGACCAGGGGCACUCCAACUUUCGCUCAGGCAUGCUGACUAUCCGAAUCUUCUCGGGCCGUGGACUGUCUCUCGCGCCCGGUGUGCAAGUGCCGGAGGUGAUUCAGAAAGCUCUGGAGAAUGCGCCCUCGCAGCGCAAGUCGACCAGCAAUCGCGAGAGCAUGCAGCGGAAGCGAUAUUGGUGGCUGCCUUAUGUCGUCCUUGAGUUCGACAAGAACGAAGUCUUGGUGGACGCCCUUGGGGGCGAUCUUCAAAAUCCUGUAUGGAAUUACAGGGCUGACUUCGACGUCUCACGUACAUCAAAUGUCUCGGUGUCCGCAUACCUCCGCACCGCCCAGUGCGUACAAGGACAAGAUGAUAUGGGCGACGACCUCCUCAUGGCACGCGUCGACCUGACGCCCGUCCUAGACGGCCACCACGCCUCCGACCAGUGGUACACAGCGACCGCGGGCUCGGGUUCCUUCCACCUGAAAAUCGACUUCCGCCCUAUUCGCAACGAGCCGCUGACAAUCGAGGCGUUCGACCUGCUCAAGGUGAUCGGCAAGGGCAGCUUCGGCAAGGUGAUGCAGGUCCGCAAGAAGGACACGCAGCGCAUCUACGCGCUCAAGACGAUCCGCAAGGCGCACAUCGCGAGCCGCCCGGGCGAGAUCACACACAUCCUCGCCGAGCGCACCGUCCUCGCGCUCGUGAACAACCCGUUCAUCGUGCCGCUCAAGUUUUCGUUCCAAACGCCAGAUAAGCUGUACUUGGUAAUGUCGUUUGUUAAUGGCGGAGAGCUUUUCUACCACCUACAAAGGGAAGGCAAGUUCGAUGAGGACAGGAGUCGCUUCUACGCGGCGGAGUUACUAUGUGCUCUAGAACACCUCCACGGAUUCAAUGUCGUUUAUCGUGAUCUCAAGCCCGAGAAUAUUCUGCUCGAUUACACUGGUCAUAUCGCGCUUUGCGAUUUCGGGCUGUGCAAGCUCAAUAUGUCCGAGACCGAGAAGACGAACACAUUCUGUGGAACACCAGAGUAUAUCGCACCCGAAUUACUGCUGAACCAAGGCUACACGAAGACCGUCGAUUGGUGGACGCUGGGCGUGCUCCUGUACGAGAUGAUGAGCGGCCUGCCUCCGUUCUACGACGAAAACGUCAACGUGAUGUAUGAGCGGAUCCUCAAUGACCCGCUGCAGUUCCCGCCCGACAUCUCCCGGGAGGCGAUGAGCAUCAUCACGGGUCUCCUCCAGCGUGACCCGACGAAGCGGCUGGGCGCGAACGGGGCUGAGGAAAUCAAGCGACACCCGUUUUUCUCGAGAUAUAUUGACUGGCAAAAGCUUCUGGCAAAGAAGAUCCAACCGCCGUUCAAGCCGAGCGUGGAGAGCGUGCUCGACGUGGCGAACUUUGACACCGAGUUCACCAACGAGGCGCCGCAGGACUCGGUCGUGGAGGGCGGGCACCUGUCGGAGACAGUGCAGGACCAGUUCAAGGGGUUCACGUACAACCCUGCGAACGAGCACCUCAGCGAGAGUGCGAGCUACCCGAGCAUCUGAGGACGUCCCAUCCCACUCCGAGAAGCUGCUUAUCCAUACCUAAAAUUCGUUUUCGUUCACGGACAUGCUGUUCCAUGCCCCUUGAGUGCUGAUGCUGCAUAUUGUCGGUGCAAUCAUGUAUACGUAGUUAUUCCCCGUCGUCGUCGUCAUUCUCUCCCUUUCCUCGCUUAAGUCCCAGUUAGAAAGUGUAUCCUUGGCUUCUUUCGUGUUCUGCCUGGAUUUGUUGCUGCUCUCGCUAUAUGAUAAUCCAUUACCUGUUCCUGGGUUGGUUGGUUGUACAUCGUCCUCGGUUCGAAUACGUCUACCUCGCUUAUUUAUCUGGACCAUACACUACCUA
Messenger RNA from Gloeophyllum trabeum ATCC 11539, 2101 nucleotides. Its product is annotated as Pkinase-domain-containing protein. Lineage: Eukaryota; Fungi; Basidiomycota; Agaricomycetes; Gloeophyllales; Gloeophyllaceae. Gene Ontology annotation, biological process: protein phosphorylation. The transcript has 10 exons. Bases 118 to 1764 code for a protein of 548 amino acids. Gene Ontology annotation, molecular function: ATP binding; protein serine/threonine kinase activity. The record is from RefSeq and is a predicted model, not a curated record.